Molecule: messenger RNA, 1213 nt
Organism: Darwinula stevensoni
Lineage: Eukaryota; Metazoa; Arthropoda; Ostracoda; Podocopida; Darwinulidae
Source: the annotation of a GenBank genome assembly
AGCCAGCACCAGCAGCGCGCCAAGGCAAAGGCUUUCGCAUCAAUAACGAAAGUAGGACCCCGGGAGUGCGCAUGCUCGGCUUCCCACCAGCUGCCUCUCGUAGGCUGGCGAGCGCGAGCGAGGCUUUUCUCCUCCGCUCCCCCCCACCAGUCGUAUUCUAGCCUCCGUCUCGGAAAGUUCCGCUCUGAUGCUCCCACGUGACCUGCAGACCAAAACCCGGGAACAGCCCGCCCCGAGUGAACUCAACACCCAUCGACUUUCUUUGCAGAGACAAGAUCCCGUAACCUCAGAAUACAACUCAAGGCGCCUUUUCUGUCGGGUUCGCCAGGCUCUUGGUCCUGCGCUGGAGAAUGAUCAUAACAACAAUAGGGAGGGCCAAGAUUGCUCCACUUGGAAUGAAGAUGAAGAUGUCGAUUCUUCCAAGAACUUCUGGAUGGAUCAUCCCAUCCCAGAGGACUGCAGUAUUACAGUUGGAAGCUUCCUGGAUCCAUGCAAGAUUGAACAUGGCAGCAAGAGGUUGUCUAGGAAAAAAUCUCCUGGGUUUGGAAAGAGUGAAAGAACCCAGCUAUGGGAAGCAUUGGACAACCUUGGGAAGGGCUUUGAAUCCAUGAAUUUGACUGGAACAAGUCUGCAGCAUGUGGCUCCAGUCUGCUCAGAUGUGGAAAGAAUGAUGAAAGGAGCUGAGCAAACACAUCUGGAUGGCCUCUCCAUGAGCAGAAGACUGAGGGAAAUAGAAGUGACAAAGUUGAGGCAUCAGUUGGGUAUCUUGAAGUUGGGAUUAGAAGAUAUAGCUCAAGAUUCCCUACUGGGCCUGGGCCUUCAGGUAGAGGAAGCUGUGAAAAGAAGCAAGAUGAGGCUAGACCUCUUAUGCAAGCAAGUUGAAAGCUGGAAAAUGUAUCAGAUGAAGAAGGGUCACAGGGAUGCUCUUCUCAGGACAAGGGGCAUUUUACGGGAUGCCAAAAUUGCCAGACUUCGAUCACUACGGAAUGAUCAUGGUGCCUUUGAGGGACAAGUGAAAAAGAGUGCUAAAUGUGAUGAUCAGGUGGUGCUGAGGGAAUUCAGAGAAAGAGGGAAUAGAGAAAGAGAGAUACAAAGAGACAAAAUUAGAGACAAGAAACUGCUUCAGUGUGAGGGUACCAAGACUGUGGCUCAACAGCUGCAUGAAUUCAACUACAUGUAUCCUUUACUCAUUGAAUAUCUGGGAAUACCCUAG